This is a messenger RNA of Priapulus caudatus, 1382 nucleotides long. Its product is annotated as carbohydrate sulfotransferase 15-like. The record is from RefSeq and is a predicted model, not a curated record. Bases 16 to 330 code for a protein of 104 amino acids. Gene Ontology annotation, molecular function: N-acetylgalactosamine 4-sulfate 6-O-sulfotransferase activity. The transcript is spliced from 2 exons. NCBI's taxonomy places the organism in Eukaryota, Metazoa, Priapulida, Priapulimorpha, Priapulimorphida, Priapulidae. Gene Ontology annotation, biological process: hexose biosynthetic process.
CGUCUACAUGUCGGCAUGUACUCGGUGUUCUUGCGAGAUUGGCUGCAAGUGUUCCCGAUGAAGCAGUUCCUCAUUCUACGCACGGAGGAGUACGCCACGUCACGCAUCGACCAUCUACACACAGUUUUCAACUUCCUCGAACUCGGACCACUAACUGCCCAGCAGGUGGCGCGCAUCGAGAAAGCGCCCGCAGCCAAUCAUCGGCGAGCGCGCGCGAGAAGCGUGGGCGCCAUGUUGCCCGAGACACGACGGUUGCUAACGGACUUCUACCGACCUUACAACGAGGACCUGGCGGCUCUACUCAACGAUGAUGCGUUCACGUGGCAGUAAUCUAUACGUAUCUGAACACAAUGUAAAGCUACGAGCUAUAAGCCGGCUCGUUAUAGAGCCACGAUCCACGAAUCGUCUGGCGAUGAUGGAAAAACAACACGAUCACCGUUUUCUCAGCAAAAUUUAUUUCCUCUCGAUUUAAAAACGAUUUUUUUGUUAGCGUUUUGAUCGAAUUUAAAUUGAGUAAUGCUAGCUUUCUAGAGCAUUGAUAGGUUGUUGUGUAAGCACUAAAUGUGUCCUUCCUAUAGCAGUGCUAGUGUAUCGUAGCCAUCGUUAGACCUACCUGUCAAUAGUGGUGUCGCUUGAGGGAAACGCAUGAGGUUAUGUAUACGUGUAUUACAUUAGGCGAUAAUUACAUUAUUUAUGCAUCUGCAACACUGAUGCAUAUACACACCAACGCACUGCGAUUUGCAUCUGGCAAUAGUAGCGUGACAGUGGCAGCAUCCUGUCUCUCUGUAAUAAAUAAGCGUUGAUGGAUGGGUUGGCGACGAUCGCCGAUGACUGCUAGAAUGGCACCGGGCGUCGUCGGCUGCCGUCCGUUGCCGUUUCUUGACGAUUCGUCGGAGCCAGUCUAGAUGACCGCGCUAAAAAAUCAUCCGAUGCGAUCCGAUGUGUACUCCAUUUUGCGUGUUACAUUGUCGCAGACUGCGGAUUGAGUGCAGACAUACGAAGAGCAACGUUCUCUCUCUCUCGCACUCGAACGAUGAUCAUGUGAUUAUUUUUCGCAUUCAUGUCACAAAGCUAGACUGAUUGCAAAAGCCCAUAUGGACAAGUGGCCAAGUGGCUGCUAAGUGUUUGCCAAGUAACGGAUUAUCAACGACUUAGCGGCUUAGUCUAUCACCGGACAGGAUAUUUGAAUAAUGUGAUGAGUGGUAACUGUGAUACCGAGUUCAAUAGGCGACGCUGAGUGUUAUGAUCAUGUAUCGAAAUUCGCAUCUGCGUUUUUACGAACCCAUUCGCAUAGUUUCGCACUAUGCGGGAAUACAAAUAUUACGUACGAACCGAUAUUACACUAAUUUUAAUAGCUAAUAAAUCUUUUUUACCGUAUUUAA